Linum tenue is the source of this 467-nucleotide messenger RNA. The record is from the annotation of a GenBank genome assembly. Lineage: Eukaryota; Viridiplantae; Streptophyta; Magnoliopsida; Malpighiales; Linaceae.
AAAAAAGUGAUAUAAAUAAAAAAAAUAGAUCCCAAGUGAAAUUAAAGAACGCUUGUGGUUCAAGAUCUCAUGAUGAAGUUGAAUUCUAUAUGAUAGAUCCAGAAACUGGGAUUGAGAAGUCUGCCGACGAAGUUUGGCGUGCUCAGCAUAUGAAAAAGAAUGACAAAGGAGAGAUGGUGUGGUGUGAUGAGACAUCAAAAGCAAUUUAUGAAAAAAUAAAAGAGAUCGUUAACUUUGGAACUUUGUUGUCUAACAAAGAGAUAAUACUACAAGCCAAGGGCAAGCCCUCAUCUCGACGUGCUAAGAGACCAAAAAUCAUUUUAGUCGGGGAAGAAGUUAGAGCUGGAAUAAUAAAGGAGAUCUAUCAAGAGUUAAAACAACAGUUCGAUGCACAAUUAGAAGAAGCAAAUAAGAAAUGGGAACAGAAGUUUGCUGACCUCCAAGCGCAACAUGAGGAAGACAUGAGA